Molecule: messenger RNA, 2016 nt
Organism: Perca fluviatilis (European perch)
Lineage: Eukaryota; Metazoa; Chordata; Actinopteri; Perciformes; Percidae
Gene: tank
Product: TRAF family member-associated NFKB activator
Exons: 8
Coding region: 280-1296 (338 amino acids)
Biological process (GO): canonical NF-kappaB signal transduction
Source: RefSeq, a predicted model, not a curated record
CUCACUGGCAGCGAGGGGAACUGAUCUGUGGAGUCGUUGCUCGGUCGCUUUAUCCGCAACCGGUUGAAUGAGCUAUGGCUAACCGGCCAGUUACGGUUUAAGGAAUACGGAACUGUGUGGAUUAGGGUUUGAAUGACACUUUAAAGUGCUUACAUGCUGUGCGUCGGUGGGCUCCAAAGUUAGUGUUAAUGAAGUGCAAUUCCUGUGGCUUCAUCCAGCAGCCGGUGGUGUGACAGGGCUCAUGUCUGCUGUGUCAGGGAUGACUGUGGAGCACACGGCAUGGAAAGGAACAUCGGAGACCAGCUCAAUAAAGCUUUUGAAGCUUAUCGCCAGGUCUCCAUUGAAAAGGACAAUGCUAAAAAGGAGCUGCAACAAAUGAGUGAAUUUUAUGAGCGACACACUCAAAAACUUCAAAAGCAGAUAGAGGAUCAGCAGCAGUUGAUUUCAAAACUUGAAGCUAAGUUAUCAGCAACAAGGCAACCAACAGGAGAGAUGAAAUGUGAGCCUGCCAAUCAUCUCCUUGAUGGGGCCAGUGCUUUUAAGAAAAUACAGUACCCGGAGAAUAUGGUCACUGUUGCUGUGGCUCCUAAUAAGCAAGUCAGCGUUGACUAUCAGAACAUGCUGGAUGCAUUUGAAGCAAUUGAAGGGAAAUUCCGGCAGAUUCGUUCUCUUACCAGAAGACAAAAAGAUCACCUAAAAAGAUUCCAUGGAGGAAUUGAUGUAUCAAACGAUCAGCGGUUCUCCAUGCCCAUCCAGUGCACAGACCGUACAGCAGAGGCAGAGACACCCUUUUCCUCAGCACUAAGGUCAGCAGUGGAUAUCCCACUCCCGCAUACGUCUCUGGCAUCCCGCGGUGCCAGCCCCGAGGACAGGGACUUAGUAGACUCUCUCACCAAACUCAGUGUCAAAUUCCCGCCCUCUGCGGACAGUGAAUAUGACUUCCUGAACAGUACUCCAGAGAGACACAUUGGUCUGACCAUGCCCACAAAGCUGCCUCUCAGUAGUGUCCCCUCCACAUUAACAGAAGAGGAGCCCAUUGAACCCAUGCCUUUUGCCUACCCUUCAUCCCCCUCCCACUCAACAUCAUCUCCACUCUCCCAGGAGAGCGUACGGGGACCCCAGCAGCCUCUCUGGAGCCCUGAGCUGUGUGAUGCAGUUGACGUGGGGACAGAGCUAGCGACGCCUCAGAGCAGCAGUCCCGAUAAAUGUGCUUUCUGCCAGGCUGUGGUUCCUCAGGACCGAAUGAACAGCCACCUCUACUCACAUUUCUCUACUAAGAAUGAAGCCAACAAUUGACAGUGAAAGCAGAGACUGGCCCGUGGUCACAACUACUCCAAGACUGUAUUCGUGGUCUAGUCCUGCCUGCCAUGAAGAACAUGCGCUGUAAAGGAUUUGAAAUGACACUGCAAUAAGACUUGAAUCCCUUUAUUUAAUAUUGAAGAAUUGAAUGGUACACUUUCUUGGUCAUUAUAUUUUUCUAAUAUCACGCUGAGAUUUUACUCUAGUACUAAGUGACGAUGAUGCAUAAUAUGGUAUAUAUGAGCAAAUAAAGCCGGCAUUUACUCUUUACAUUUUUUAUCACUGAAAUUGUUUUCAACAUGCAAAUGUAAACAGGUUGGGGUACUCUUAAGUGUAUCCAUACAUAAAGUCAUAAGGUGGACAAGAUGUGUAUUAAUGUUCUGCAACAUGUUUAUACAUUCCUAUUUUUAAACGUAAGGUGCAUUAAUAACAAUUUCCUAUUAGAAGAAAUAAGAUUUGCUUUGUAAAUUUGCAAUCAUUUCUGUUGAAGUAAGACACAUUUGCUUCCUUUUUAAGUUAGCAGCAAGAUUUUAUAGCUCAGACAACAACAUCACGUAUUAUAAAUGCAUGCAUCAAAUCACUCAAACGUUAACCAAUCCUUUUCAGAACGGUUGACAUGCUGAUUAGCACUAUUUCCACUAGCAUUACAUUCCCUUUGUUUUUUCAUGUUAUGUCUUCCAACCAGGAUAAUUUAAAGCAGCUGUCUGUCAUUCUUGG